GCCCAGUCGCGGCUCCGACGCCGACGCCGACACAUCACAGCCGCGCAGCGCCCGCUUACCGCCGACACACCCGGCACCACACUGCAGCAGGAGACACGAUGAGGUGGGCGUGCCUGUUGCUCGGCGUGCUGGCGGCCACGCACGCCGCCGACCUGGAGCAGCUGUACGAGUGGAACUUCCUGCCGUUCCGGCUGCCGCACGGCUUCCCGCGCGACGCCUACGUGCCGGAGAACAACGUCUUCACCGGGCUCGAGGUGGGCUGGAACCGCGUCUUCGUCGCCAUCCCGCGCCUGCGCAACGGCGUCGCCGCAACGCUGGCGGUCCUGCCCAAGGUGACGCACCCCGCCCACGGGCCCGCCGCGCCACCCCUCGACGCGUACCCCAGCUGGGCGUGGCACUCGACGGCGUCGCGGCCCAACUGCUCGACGCUGGUGUCGGUGUACCGGGCGCGCGCCGACCGCUGCGACCGGCUGUGGGUGCUGGACAGCGGCCUCAUGGACUCGCUGGGCACCUUCACGCGCGCCUGCCCGCCCAAGCUCGUCGUGUUCGACCUGCGCACCGACGCGCCCGUGCGCUCCGUCACCUUCCCGCAGGACGUGCUGCGCCCCAGCUCGCUGCUCACCAACCUCGUCAUCGACGACGAGGGCUCGCGCUCGUGCGACGACGUCUUCGUCUACAUGAGCGACAGCGCCGCGCCCGGGCUCGUCGUCUACGACGCGGGACGCGAUUCCGCCUGGAGGGUCAGCCAGUCCUACAUGUGGCCGCACCCUGACCGCAGCGCCUUCCAGGUGGCUGGCGAGUCGUUCACGCUGAUGGACGGCGUGCUGGGCCUGGCUCUGUCCCCGCCGCAGCCGCAGCCGCAGCCGCAGCUGCACCCCCUGGCCGGCCACGGGCAGCCCGCCUCGGGCUCGCGCCUCCUCUACUUCCAGCCCAUGGCCGAGACGCGGCUCUUCUCGGUGCCGACGUCGGCUCUGCGCGGCGGCCCGCUGCGCGAGCUGGAGGAGCUGCCCGUGUCCGUCGUGGGCCACAAGUCGUCGCAGUCGGCCGUGCUGCACGUGGACCAGCGCGACGGCGCCGUCUGGAUCAGCCCCGUCACAGAGGCCGCCGUCGCCUCCUGGCAGCCCGCCACCGACACCGCCACCGUCGUCGCCUACAGCCCUGACCUGAUCCAGUUCUCGUCGGAGCUGAUCCUGGCACCGCGCGACGACUACAGCGUGUGGAUGCUGUCUUCGCGCUUCCAGAAGUUCUUCCGGCGCACCUACAACCCGCACGAGAUCAACAUGCGCAUCCUCCGGAUACGCCUCGCGCCCGCCGUCGGGCCCUACUUCGGCCCCGGACUGCUCAACAACACCCUCGUCUUCGACGGCUUCUAGAGCGCGCGCCACCGGACCUCGCAGAGGUCACCUGUUGCCCGGACCGUUGCGUCGUUCUCCAAUCCAGCCUCGUCUCGUUACUACUUUCCAAAACUUUUGCCUUUUCAUCUCUCCUCCCGCAAAAUUAGUCUGAGAAGUAUCACGAACAAACUGGAAAAUUACCUUUGUUCUUAUUUACUCAUUUACUCAAUUCAGCUGUAACGUAAUAUCUGUACUGCAGCAAAACUACCAUACGAGGGCUGUCCAGAAAGUAAGUUACGAUCGGUCGCGAAAUAGAAACGACUACGAAAAUCCGAUAAAGCUUUGCAAAGAUGUGUUGGGCAGUGUCCCUAGUAUGACUGUAGGUAGAAUUAUGUCGCUCUUUUCAAUCCUGAGCUCUCAGUGAGCGCGUAAAGAUGUUAUAGAAAAUAGUGUCUCCCGCCAAGUACGAGGGCCUGGUGAGAAUUUUCCCCUGAAGCUAUGCAACCAACAUUACAUAACUGCCGUGCGGUUUCUUCUUCAAGACAAUUUUCAGCCUCAUUCUGCAGGGGCAAUGAAGGUGUUCCUGCAUCGUGUUCAAUUAGAAAUGUUUGGUUACCCACAAUACAGCCCGUAAUUGUCUCCCACUCAGCUUCAUCUCUGCUCAAAAGAACCGCUGGCUACGAAGACAACAUUUUGGCACAGACCACGAGCUUUAGGCCAGCGUAGAGAAUUGGCGGAAAUCACUGGCGGCUGCCUUCUAUGAUGACGGUAUUGUAAAGUUGGUACAACGCUACGACGAAUGUCUGAGUCAGAACGGCGACUACGUAGAGAAGUAGCUGAAAGGUGUAGCUAACUGUUACAAAUGAAACAUUUCUGAAUUUCACUGUGAUUUUCAUUUCGCGAUCAAUCGUAACUUACUUUCUGGACAGCCCUCGUAUAAUCAUGUUCCCACGAGCGUCAGUCAGCUACAAAUGCACUUUUCAGUUGUCUGUCGACCAGCAAAAGGAAAGUCCCUUAUUAAACUGAUGUUGUAUUAAUCUCUGAGCUGCUUCCUGACAUUACUUGGAUUCAUUGCAUUUUCACAUAGGUGAUAACUGGUCCGAAAAGCUUAUGUACACAAUAUUUUUUAUCACAUUAAACUUAAAUCUUACUGAAUAAUACACACAGACCAAUAAGUUUUCUCACACCAUAGGAACAGUAGCUGAGGUUCACAUUCAGAAUUAUUGUGAAAUUAUUAGAUAUUUCGGCUAAAAGAAAUCUGUAUUGCAGAUUCUAUUUCUAGACAAACUUUUACGUAAUUCAAGCUAUGGCCACAGUUUGUUACUUUUUUCUUCCCUCCCUUCUCAGACACUGAAGACACACAAGUCAAUAUCAAGUUUAAACGACAAUACCUAUCAUAUACCUUUACCUGACCGUCUACGGUUUGCUAAUGUAUAAUAACGUUUAUGUACAGUAUACAAUCUUGUACAGCAAAAUCGGAUUCUGUAGCUACGGAUUUGAUAGUAAAAUCGCUUGAAUUAGCGUUCUAAAACUAGCCGUAAUGGUUAACGGAAUCAGACCAUAUUUGUUCGAAUUUUUUUUUAUAUGCACAAAUCAACAAGUGCUUCUUACUUGUAUAAACAGUUAAUAAUCCCUGUACUCACAUUAAAUGAAACAUGCAACUGUCUGUUUAAGCUAAACCAACGAAUUUCUCACGGCAUCUCUUUCUUCCAGAAGUUCAAAUUUAGAUAUUAAUUACUUGACACUUCAUUGCAGUGUCUAAAAUGUUAGUAUUUCCUAUACUUAGUCAUCUAUAGAAAAUUAUAUUCAAGAACGCGAAAUAAAAAUAAUAAUUGAAAAGUCUCAUUAACAGCAUGUAGCAUUUGUUCCUCGAUGUCUACUGCAUUUCACUGGUCAUUUCUGCAGUGACACCAAUCCAUUUUUAUACCGUCAAUUUUUUUCAGAACACUGCUGACCGAUUCUGAGUGUAACUUGUGAAUUAAUCAUCAUUAACAGUCAUGAUACUAGCGACGAUUCAACCCGUAAUGUUGGCACCAUCUUUCGUAAGUGGCAGAAAAGCAUAUUAAAGACUUCGUUCGAUCUUUUCAUAUUCCACUUUUAUUUCCUGUGCCAAAGAGAUCCGUGUAUUUUUAUGGUAGGCUUACCAUAUAGACUUUAGCACACGUCAAAAGAAUAGAAUGUACAUUCGUAAAGGGUUGUUGUUAAAAGUGAAAAACUAUUAUAUUUUAAAUAAACUUACGUCAGUGACCUGUUUUGCUGCCAUGCGCCAACACAUUUAACUUGGAAUGUACAGUAGUACGUUAGAUACGUACUAGAGUAAUAACUAAUACACAAAUGGAAAAUCUCUCCUGAGUUUACAUAAAAACAGACCACCGUCCACGAAAAGGACUUUAUGAUGUUGUUAAUAUGUUUGUUAUUUAUUUUUGUACAUACUCAACAGAAUUUUAUAAUUACCAUCUUUUUGUAACUUUUUGCACUCUCAUGUUCUUGUUUCUGCGGUUACACGAAAUUGUUUUUAAAAUAAAUUUUAUUUUCGAAG
Molecule: messenger RNA, 3873 nt
Organism: Schistocerca gregaria
Lineage: Eukaryota; Metazoa; Arthropoda; Insecta; Orthoptera; Acrididae
Product: protein yellow-like
Exons: 5
Coding region: 99-1373 (424 amino acids)
Cellular component (GO): extracellular region
Source: RefSeq, a predicted model, not a curated record